Molecule: messenger RNA, 2219 nt
Organism: Tachyglossus aculeatus (Australian echidna)
Lineage: Eukaryota; Metazoa; Chordata; Mammalia; Monotremata; Tachyglossidae
Gene: RAB26
Product: RAB26, member RAS oncogene family
Exons: 9
Coding region: 139-900 (253 amino acids)
Cellular component (GO): endosome; Golgi apparatus
Molecular function (GO): GTPase activity; GTP binding
Source: RefSeq, a predicted model, not a curated record
GCAUGAUGCUGCCGCUGUUCACCUGCAGGGCUUUGGGAAGCCGAGGACCCGUCGCCUCCUCCCGAGCCGGAGCACAGUGACCGUGACCGUUGCACCUCCUCCCGUAUCCCCGGGACCCUCCCUCUGAAGCCCCCCACCAUGUCCAGGAAGAAAACCCCCAGGAGCAAAGCGGGCAGCUCACCCUCCUCCAACCUGCCCCCGGCCAAGGACCGGGGCAAGGCGGGCGGCAGGAGGCUGGACUCCGAGCCGCCCCUCAACGGGGUCGCGCUGCCCCGCCACCCGACCCUCAGCAGCAGUGGCGAGUUCUACGACGUCGCCUUCAAGGUGAUGUUGGUGGGAGACUCGGGAGUGGGAAAGACCUGCCUGCUAGUCCGGUUCAAAGACGGUGCCUUCUUGGCUGGAAGCUUCAUCUCCACUGUGGGAAUCGACUUCAGGAAUAAAGUCCUGAACGUGGACGGGGUGAAAGUUAAACUGCAGAUCUGGGACACAGCUGGGCAGGAGCGUUUCCGCAGCGUCACGCACGCCUACUACCGCGACGCCCACGCUCUGUUGCUGCUCUAUGAUGUCACCAACAAAGCAUCCUUUGACAACAUUCAGGCCUGGCUGGCGGAAAUCCAGGAAUAUGCCCAGCAGGGAGCAGUGCUCAUGCUCCUGGGGAACAAGGUGGAUUCCGCCCAGGACAGGGCAGUCAGGAGAGAGGACGGGGAGAAGCUGGCCAGGGGGUACGAGGUACCAUUCAUGGAAACCAGCGCCAAGACUGGACUGAACGUCGAUCUUGCCUUCAUGGCCAUCGCCAAGGAGCUCAGGUACCGGUCCGGGCAGUUGCCACACGAGCCCCAGUUCAAGCUGCACGAGUAUGUGAAGAAAGAAGUCCGAGGCCAGGGCUGCUGCAGGGCCUGAGGCCGCGCCGUUGACCGAGGCCCAAGCUGUCGGCCUCCCUCCCUUCCCCCCGAGGACCGUGUGUGCAUGUCUGUGCUGUGUUACUGUCACUGCCCAAGAGGGACGUGGACGUGGUCAGUCGGGGACAGGAAGCUCGGCCCACCCCCCAGACCAUCCGGCCCCAGAAAAUGAUGUUCCCCUCUCCCCCUGGACAAUCUGGCCCCUAUGGCUAAUGCAGAAAACAAGAGCUAUGAGAGCUCCUGGGCUCCCCCGGAUUGCUGACACCCCUGGACCUGCUGGCCCUGGAGUGCACGGGAGGGGUCAGCUGGCCCAGCACAUCUGCCGGCCCUGAGGGCCCACCCCCUUCUCCUUCCCCCCUCUUUCUGCCACAUAGUUUUCUACUCCUGCAGCAGGUGUUUCUGGAUCCAACUCCCCAGGCUGGUGCUUGGGGCCUCCCACCAGCCGGGGAGGGGGUAAGGGGGUGCGGGGAUGCCGUGAGCUCCCCGACUCACAGCGAGUUCAUCCUCAUCAGGACCCCACGCUCCCGAGACCCUCCAUCCAGUCGGUUCCUGAGGACAGGCCCCGGUCCCUGGUCAUGAGUUGGAUAAAGGCUUUGGCUUCGGUGGCUUCCGCUCCUCCGGUUCUUUCAAAGGAGAAAAAUCACCGGCAGCUUGAAGCAGUGAGGGAAGGGGCGGCCGUGCCUCUUCUGGCCCGCGGGAGCCUGAAGGCUGCCUUCUGUUUACAAACCAGCUUUCAGUGCCCGGCCGAGUCAACAUGCAGGUGGGCUUACCGUCCUGGCUACUGCCCCUAAAUUUAUCAGCCUGCAGGCCAGGCAGCUACACCACUUCCUCCAGACCUGACGCAAAUGGUGUCAGCUUUGCGCCGGUCCUCACAAUCCACAGCAGGUGCCAUGAAUGGCCUCUGAGGGGGUCUCAAACUCUGGGUGAUCUGUUUUAUUACCCAGGCCCUUGGAAGAGGGCCCCCCCCCAAAAUAGUUACCCUCAGAAAAAGCCAAAACAUCAUGUGAUCUGAAGCAAUGCCUUUGACUGGAAAUUGACUUUAUUCAUUAAAUUGUAUUUAUUGAGUGUUUACUGUGUGCAAAGCACUGUACUAAGCACUUGGGAGAGUACAAUAUAACAAUAAACAGACAUUUCCUGCCCACAAGCUCAGUCUAAAGCAGCAGCCCCCUCCAGACCCACGGAGCUGUGAUUGGGGCCCAACUGCACCCCUAAACCCCCUCUACCCCUUUUGAGAACCCAUUUCUCUAGUUCCACUCCCAAAGGCGGAUGUCCCCCUCUCUGAUCCUUGGGGAAUGGUCCAGUGGAAAGAGCCCAGGCUUU